UACGCAUGCGGGUAUGCUUCCUGGGUUUCUGGAACCGCCAAGCCGCGGGCUGCUGCUCCGGUAGGUCUGGCGUACGCGGCGUUUGCGGAUCCCUGCCGAGCUUGCGCGGUACAUCACCGAUGUAUCCCUCCUUGUCCACUUCAUUGCCUCUGGUUAGGCCUCUGUGGCAGGGGUCGCUGUGGACUCUUAAGGGCCGCGGAAUCGCAACGACCUUGGUGACUGAUUUGCAAACUGCCGACCCGUCUCCCUAUUCCGAUUGGACUCAGACUUGGGUUGUUGGAGAUUUCAUUUUCUCCGUCUUUGCAAGCUGCUUGUUGAUCCCAGUAGCUCCCUGGCCUGAAUGGAAGCCCAGGGGCGGAAAAUCAGGAGAGCAAUUACUCCUUCCUGGAGAGGCUUCCCGAGGAGUCAGAAUAGCCACGUGAUUACACCUGCGGCCCUCUAGGGUUGGGCCCGCUGUCUUCCCCGCAAAGGCGUGACCUAUUAACGGUGCCAUUGUUUAUUGCCAAAAUGAGUGACCGCUAUUUAGAGCAGAGGAUCAGUAUCAAAUUUUGCGUGAAAUUAAACAAGUCUGCCAGUGAGACCCACCAUCUUUUAAAAGAAGCUUAUGGGGAUGAAGUCAUGUCAAGGGCCAGAGUUUUCGACUGGCAUAAAAGGUUUAAAGAAGGGCGAGAAGAUGUUCGAGAUGAUGCCCGGAGUGGCCGCCCGGUCACCCACCGGACUGAUGAGAAUAUCCAGAAGGUCAAGGAAUUGGUUUGUUCAAACAGGCAGUUAACGGUGAGGAUGAUGGCUGAAGAAUUGAAUUUAGAUAAAGAAACUGUUAGACUCAUUCUGAAAGAAAACUUGAACAUGAAGAAAGUUUCUGCAAAAGUUAUAUCGACUAUUUUGAAGGAUGAGCCUAAAUCUCGAAAACUUGAUUUUCAGUCUGAACUUUCAAAGGACCCUAGGAAGAAUGACUCCCACGUGAGGAAAAGAGUUACAAGUUCUGAAAGUUGGAGUCUCCAGGGUGAGGCUGGGAGGCACAUGCCCUUGCCAACGUCCCAUCCCAGACUCCACUGCCCUGCCAGCCAGCUUCUGCAGGUUUCCUCUUCAGCAAGCCUGCCCCCCAGGAUAGCUCGGGACUGGUUCACACCAUGGUGAAGGAGUAUGAGGGAGCUGAAGCUGAAUUAGGCAGGCAGCAGGCACCCCUUUUGCUGCUCAUCCAUUUCCAUUCUUCUCUGCCACUCCUACCUAUGCCUCUUGGCCUGCUAGUUACUCUUGUCUGGACCCAUGGGCCAUCUUCCUUGCUGUUCUCCACAACUUUGAAGAAUUUAUGGCUGUUGGCUUCUGCUUCUCGCUUGUUCUUGAUUUCUUUUGCUUAGCCAGGUUGGAUCUCUCCCCUGCCCAGACUUUAGCUUGUUGUGUCUGUCCUGGUUAUUCAUAUUCAACAUUCUGCCUCAAGAGAUCAUGCCUAUGAGAAGUAGGAACAGGACCUCCUGGAGCCUGUAUCUCUGUGCCCAGGGAGGCAUGCUUUGGGAGGACUCCACCAGAAGGCUUACAGUUCCAUACCUAGGCCUGAGGUAUGGCACAGAAGACAGUGACAUGCUGACAUGCUGGGGAGGGCUAAUCUGGCCCAGAUGAUCCAGUGGGAGACCUUGAGAACAUCCAGUAGUGAUCU
Molecule: messenger RNA, 1654 nt
Organism: Tupaia belangeri chinensis (Chinese tree shrew)
Lineage: Eukaryota; Metazoa; Chordata; Mammalia; Scandentia; Tupaiidae
Gene: GVQW3
Product: GVQW motif containing 3
Exons: 1
Coding region: 508-1137 (209 amino acids)
Source: RefSeq, a predicted model, not a curated record